AUGUGGGAACCUUUGAUAGGCGGAAUUUUAGAAUUGGCAAGCGUUGACCUUAACUUCGAAGAUGUUGUUGCAAUUAUUACUUCAAGAAUUAAAAUUUCUAUAAGGCGAUCAAGACUUGACUUGUUAAUAAGCUCAGCUCAUUCUUCGAAGGCCUUAUUUGUAUCUCCAAAGAUCAAACACAUAUCGUUCAGAAAAGAAAUUCUUGGACUCAACAAAAUUCUUUUUAUAAUCUAUUCUAUCUCCUUUUCGUCUCACAAUUAUACAAUUGAUGAACUUUUGAUUAAAACAAUUGAACAGUUCUCGUAUCCUGAAAUAGUAGACUUUAGAACUGGAAGCACUUCGUGGCUACAGUUUGCGAAGCUUCCAGUCAGGAAACCAGACCUGGCAUAUGGAGAGUGGCCUACUGGUUUAUCUGCAAGGGUGUUGUUACGUGUGUCAUUCAUCGCUGACGAGCCAAAUCUUAUCAUAAUCACUAAGCAGUUACCAUCUCAAUUAGCCGAAUUGCUAUUGGUGGCAUGGUGCCUUGCAGUGCCAUGCCCAGUCUCCCCAGACUUUGACUGUUGGCAUUUGCAACCGAGUGAAGCAAGCACGUCAAAUCAGUCGUGUGAAGAAGAUAUUGUAAUUGAAGCUGAGGAUGACGAUUUGGAUGAACCAGACUUACAGUCACAUGACAACGAAGAGGAUUCACAACGCACCCGUCACCCUUUAGAAAUGUUGAAGUGGUCCGUAGUCAACUUGGAAAUUUUUGAUGGUGAGCAAUCUGAUGAUGAACUUCGAUCAAUAGCUAGGAUAUUGCAAUCGCUUAAGAAGAAAGGUUGA
This is a messenger RNA of Funneliformis mosseae, 819 nucleotides long. The record is from the annotation of a GenBank genome assembly. NCBI's taxonomy places the organism in Eukaryota, Fungi, Glomeromycota, Glomeromycetes, Glomerales, Glomeraceae.